Molecule: messenger RNA, 297 nt
Organism: Verticillium alfalfae VaMs.102
Lineage: Eukaryota; Fungi; Ascomycota; Sordariomycetes; Glomerellales; Plectosphaerellaceae
Product: meiosis-specific topoisomerase Spo11
Exons: 1
Coding region: 1-297 (98 amino acids)
Cellular component (GO): chromosome
Molecular function (GO): DNA binding
Source: RefSeq, a predicted model, not a curated record
AUGGCUGAUAGACAACGAGGUGCAGCUGGCGACAGGGAGGGCGAGCCACGAGAGUUACCAGCUGACCCCGCUGCGGUCACGCCAUUGUCGUUGCGGGAUCGGAGCUGUGCGAGGAACCUUCUCGCUUCAUUCGGCGAAGAUGAUGCGGACGUUGAUGACUUGGAGUACAGACGCGAGCUGCAGAUUAUGCUCGUCCUCGGCGUAAAGGGUGAGAUCCAAGCUGUGGAUGACGUGGGCGACCUGACGAGAUGGCUCGACCGUAGCCUACUGUGUGCGCUCGCUGGCCUCCAAUUCUGA